AUGCCGGACGAGCGUAAAAAGACUGGAAAGCACUCCAAAUCGAAGGUGAAGGAGUUCCGCGGGAAAGGCACCGUUGAGGGGAAAGUCCCCAUCCCUCUGGAGGAGGAGAUCACUAUUCAGGGUGCGCGUGAGGUGCUAGAGAAGAGGCAUAAGAAGAACAUUGGCAGGUCCUAUGACUGCAAAGUCAUCGGCACCGACACCCACCUCAUCAUCAAACGCAAAUCUGUUGUGGGUUCUGCACCUCGCGAGCUCUCCUUCGCAUGCACCGAUAUCCUCCGUUUCUUCAUCUUCGCCAGAGAUCCACGACUGGUUAUUUUGGUGGUUCCGGAGAAGCCAGAGGGUCGAAGGGCCUACCUCCUGUUGAAGAUGCACGAUGAUAAACAGGCAAAUCAGGUGUGUAAUGUCAUCCAAGAGGGAAGGAAGCGACUCAAUCAAGCAGCAGCGCAGCCCGCCCAAGAAGCACCUCCCACGCCCAGUCAGCCGGAGAAUUCUUUAGUGGCGGCUGCCUACAAGGACACCUCAGCCCUGAAUCUGGAAAUGCAGGAGAAACCGACGAUGGAGGAGGAGGAGGAUGCUCGUUCAACCACCUCCAGCGAGCACAGCAGCGAGGACGAAAUUCGACAGACAGCCCGCAGUGAACCGGCGCUCGCUAGAACUCCGCUUCCCUCCAAGGAGGACAUCAGGAAAGAGGUGGAGGAGGAGGCGGAGGAGAAGAAGGGUGACAAGCCGGGCAAGAGAGCGAUGUCAAAUGAAGGACUCUUUGCCAUCUCGGAAGUACCAAGGUCUGGUAGCCAGAACCCAGACAAGGACGACUGGACCUUCACGCCCGUUCCUGCUGCUCCCACGCCAGUGCGUGUAGAGGAGCAGCCGAAAUCCCCGACAAUCACUGCAGUACAAGUGUCAGAACAACAAGCUAGCGCGGCCUUCGCAAAUCAGAGCCCCCCACCACUAGAAUCACCCGCUACACCUCAACCGAAGGAAAGUUUCCAACCUCUUCCUCGAACCCUGGCCCAGAGUCCUGUACCAUUUACACAGAUGGACGACUAUGACCAACAAACUCCCCUGAAAAUAAUGACACCCACAUCGGCAGUCGAAAACAUCAAAAAAGCGGAACGUAAGGAGAAACCACAGUCCCACCUACACUCGCCGAGGGGUCUGCCUAGACAAUCCCUGGACAAUCGGAGGCGAAUGGAGGCCCCAGUCACAGAGGAGAUGUGGUACAAUUACAAGGGCACACCGAAGGAGCCCUGUAUGCCACAAGUUCGAAACCUGGAGGAGUUGAAAAGAGAGCUGUUGCGAGACCUGUACGAUGAGGACUGGUCUGUCGAUGUAAAGAUUGUGGAGACUGUGGGUAACUAUGGAAGCCGGAUCUCUGACCAGGGCAACGUAUUCAUGUUCGCUGCCCACCAUUUGGUCCCAGAGGAUUACGGUCACUGGGAUUGUCAGUCCAGUAACGCGGAAGAUGAGUCCUCAUCAUCUGAAUCGUCUUCAUCCUCCUCUUCCUCCUCAUCCCCCAGAAGACACCGACAUGGACGUAAAACAAAUGGAAGGGCUGGCAUACAGUACUCCAGCAGUACCAACAGUUCCGAUGAGGAGACCUACAGAGCUCAGAAAAUAAAUGUUGCCCCACGCCAUCUUCUCUCCACCUAG
Molecule: messenger RNA, 1650 nt
Organism: Spirometra erinaceieuropaei
Lineage: Eukaryota; Metazoa; Platyhelminthes; Cestoda; Diphyllobothriidea; Diphyllobothriidae
Source: the annotation of a GenBank genome assembly